This is a messenger RNA of Plasmodium malariae, 1566 nucleotides long. It is a transcript of the gene FT1, whose product is annotated as folate transporter 1, putative. The transcript has 4 exons. Bases 1 to 1566 code for a protein of 521 amino acids. The record is from RefSeq and is a predicted model, not a curated record. Lineage: Eukaryota; Apicomplexa; Aconoidasida; Haemosporida; Plasmodiidae.
AUGGACAAGGACGACUUCGAUGCGACAGAAAAAAAAGAUAGCUUGGAAACUUGCAGUACCUUAACAAUUACGUCCUGCAAUUCUUUUAACGAAAGUAGCUAUCUAAUUGAAAAAGUAGCACAUGAUGAGACAGAUUUUGAUGCUGACUCUAUUUUUAACAAAAUUUCUUCAAGUCUUAUAGCCAUGCUUCAAGGGGUUGAAGUGCUAUGCAACUUUUCAAUUUUAUACCUCUUUAAAGAUAACUAUGAACUACACCCAGCUUCCUUAAAUGUAAUCCUCAGUUUGAUAAAAGUUCCUUGGUCUAUUAAACUGCUAUGGGCAGUACUUUCGGACAGUUGUCCUAUAUUUGGGCAUCGAAGAAAAUAUUACUUACUAUUUGGAUCGUUUUUGUGCGUAUUAUCUUUAAUAACCUUAGGCUUAAUAAACCAUACAAAUAUUACUUUAACUGUUAUCUUGUUAACAACAUACUUUUUCGGUAGUUCUGUUUGUAAUGUUAUAGGAGAAGCACAAGUUGUUGAAUCGAGUAGGAAAAGUAGUAUCAACUGUUCAACAAAGAAUGUAUCCAUUUUUUUUGCUUUUCGAAAAUUAAGUUUUGCCAUAAUGUCAUAUUUAUCAGGGUACUUACUAUCUAUUAUGACAAAACAACAUAUAUUCUUGAUUGGAUCCUUUUUACCUUUAUGUGUUUUUGUAUCUGCAUUUUUUAUAAUUGAGAAAAAAAAUUAUAAAAAAUCCUCUAUUAAAGCACAAGUAAAAUGUAUUUAUGAUAUAAUAAAAAUAUCGUAUAUUAAAAAUUUCAUUUUAUUUAUUUUUAUUAUGAUGUCCAUGCCAUCAUGUGGAAAUACAUUAUUUUUUUAUAUGACCAAUGAAUUAAAAUUUAGUCCUAAUUUAUUAGGGAAAAUGUCCAUGUUUCAAUCUUUAGCUAGCCUAAUAGCCAUAUUAUCCUAUAUGUUCUUUUUUAAUAAAAUAGAUAUGGCAAAAUUAUUAUUAUAUUCUACAAUUAUUAUUACUCCUUUCUGUUUAUUACCAUUAAUAGUUGUAAAAAAAUUAAAUGCUUUCCUAUAUAUUCCAAAUAGUCUCUUUAUUAUAACAGAUACUGUAUUAAUAGAAUUUAUAGGCGAAUUUCAGACUAUGCCAAUAUUAGUACAAUGUUCACGAAUAAUACCUGAAGGUUUCGAGUCAACCAUUUACUCCCUUUUAUUAUCAUCAAAUAACUUGGCAAUAGUUAUAAGUUCAUUUUUUUCUUCUACAUUAACAUAUGUACUUGGAAUUACAUCAACUAACUUUAAAAAUCUGCCUAUUCUGAUAACGGUUUGUUGCCUAACAAAUAUCAUUCCAAUAUUCUUUCUGUAUUCUUUACUUGGCUUUAAUAACGAAAAGAAGAUGAAGAAGGAAAGGAAAAAGAAUAGGGAGAAGAAAGAUAAGAACGGAAGCUUACCAAAAUGUGGACUUACCUCUGAAUAUUAUCAUUACCAAACUACUCAUUAUUUCUCUCCUGAAAAUUCAGAUAUCGACGAAAUAACACAUCUUUCAGGCAAACUUGAAAUUAAUGAUUUAAACGAUGAGUAG